Molecule: messenger RNA, 951 nt
Organism: Setaria italica (foxtail millet)
Lineage: Eukaryota; Viridiplantae; Streptophyta; Magnoliopsida; Poales; Poaceae
Product: thioredoxin M2, chloroplastic
Exons: 2
Coding region: 135-689 (184 amino acids)
Cellular component (GO): cytoplasm
Molecular function (GO): oxidoreductase activity, acting on a sulfur group of donors, disulfide as acceptor; protein-disulfide reductase activity
Source: RefSeq, a predicted model, not a curated record
CCACUUGCCCCUCUCUUUCUCCACAUCCCAUUCCCCGCCGGUCUCCCUCUCCGCAUCGCACCACAACAAACGCGCCCCCACCUUCCCCUUCCUUCUCGAACUCUCCCCACCCGUCGGCGUCGCGGAUCGCCGCCAUGGCCGCCGGCCUCGCCGUCUCCGUCCCCAUCGCUGCCCCUCCACCCACCCGCGCCUCCGCGACCGCCUACCGCGCGCGCCGCGCCUGCGCGAUCCCGUGCUCCUCCUACUCCAGCACCAGCAGCACCUUCAGAUCCUCGCCGCUCCGCGCGAUUACCGGCCUCUCCGGGAGCCGACGGUGCGCCGGCCGCGGCGCGUCCGUAUUACGCGCCGUCCAGGGUCAGGACACCACCAUCGAAGAUGUGACAAAGUCAACAUGGCAAACACUUGUGAUGGAGAGUGAGCUUCCUGUCCUUGUUGAGUUCUGGGCUCCAUGGUGCGGGCCGUGCAAAAUGAUAGAUCCAGUUGUCGGCAAGCUCUCAAAGGACUACGAGGGGAAGCUGAGAUGCUACAAGCUCAACACAGACGAGAGCCCAGACAUAGCAAGCCAGUACGGGGUCCGGAGCAUCCCCACCAUGAUGAUAUUCAAGGACGGCGAGAAGAAGGAUUCGGUUAUCGGGGCUGUGCCCGAGAGCACGCUGACCACCUGCAUUGAGAAAUUCGUUGAGAGGUGAAAUGCCCCAGUGAUCUCUUGAGCACAGUUUCCUUUCAAAAAAACUGUGGUCAGAUCAGUGGACCCAUACACGGAACAGUCCUAUAUAUACCUGCUUGUAGAUAUUCGAAUCACAUUCGAUUAUUGUUUGAGGAAAGUGGCAUGGGUUGCUGUCCCACCCUAGCCUGGUCUUUGUUGGCUCCGAAGUGCGUGACAUGGACGUUCCAAGAACCACAUUCUAUCUUAUUAGAAUAUAUUUAUAUCUACAUCUUUCAUUGUGAUAA